UCACAGUGUUUAAAUGGAUGUACGUGUACAACUGAUCGGCAUGGUAGGUCACUGCUGUGUAUGGACACGUCUUUAGACGGAAUCCCUGAAACUAUUCCCCAAGAUUUUACGAAGAUACGGAUUGAGAACGCUCACUUCACGGAAAUACCUCGGGCAGCCUUCUCCAGAUUACGUGCUUUGGAACACCUUUGGCUGAACUUUAAUGAAGUCAACAUUAUUCGUCUCAAGAGUUGGGAGGGAUUGAGUAAUUUGACAGAAUUAAGGUUAGAAGGGAACAAACUACGGUCAGUUCCAUGGACAGCGUUUGAAGACACGCCUGCUCUGAACAUUCUAGACUUGAAACACAAUCGUUUAGAUGUUCUCCCAGAACACGCUCUGAAAUAUCUACCGAAUCUGACCUACUUAGACUUGUCCUUCAAUCAGCUUUCGGUCAUAUCUAAAGAUGUCUUCUUGAAUUGGCCGCUUUACCACAAGGUGGAGGAACAUGGGGAACAAGUGCCCAAUGUUGUCAUGGCACUACACGACAACCCGUGGCUCUGCGACUGCCGCCUGAAGGGCUUUGUGGGGUUUGUCCGAGCAAUCAGUCCUCCAAUCAUUUUGAUGAACUCUUACUUGUCAUGUGCAGGCCCACAGCAGCGAGCUGGCCAUUUUUUUCACGAGAUCGAGUUGAAGACCUGCAUGAAGCCAGUGGCCACAACAUCUGUUGCCAACAUCAGUCUCCCAGCGGGCGGGAGUGUCACUCUUACAUGCUUAGCUAUGGCUAGACCAGAGCCUACUGUUUGGUGGACAUAUGGUCUCAAGAUAUUAAGAGGAUUUAAUGAGUCCCUUUCUCAGAUGGAUGAAGACACCAUGAAAUCACAGCUGCUGAUCCCAUCUCUUCAGCUGGCUGAUCGGGGGGUAUACACCUGCACUGCUAACAAUUUUAUUGGAAACUCCUCAGUAAGCAUAGUGGUGGAUGUGAAGCCACCUGCCAGCUCCACACCACUUUCCUCUGGUUUGCCUGGCGCAGCAGUGGAUGAGAAUGUGUAUAUUGACAUCCGUAUUGCCAAGCAAACAGUGUAUGGCAUCACUAUUGAAUGGUAUGCAGUCUUAGAAAAUCCUGCAGAGACCUGGUUUACUAUCCAUUUUAGGCAAUUUGACGGUGCCAAAAAGGACAUGGUCUAUAUUGGACCUGGUAUCAACAGUUACUCAGUGUCAGACUUGCUGCCAGCCACAAAAUAUGAGAUCUGUGUCACUCUUAAGAACCAGGUGCCACGGACUGGUCAGUGUAUUGUGUUUGUGACUGGAAAUGACAUCAGUGAGAUGGAGCAGAGGGAGAAGCUGAUACACAUUAUAGUCAUCGUCCUUGCCAUGGUCCUGGCUGUUCCUGCAGGGAUGUAUGCUUGUACCACAGACAUCAAAUUCAACUGCUUUAAAUACCUCAGAAACUCAUGGAGGAAAUGGAAGUGGUCUUUGGCAGGAAUGGACAAAUCCAGUGAUGGACAGGGCUCAUUCGACAGCCUCCAGGCGGCCAGUGAUGAGGGCCUUUGUCGGGACUCCGGCGAGGAGAGGAAGCCCCGGAAGAGAUCUGACGCUUCUAAUGCUGACCAGAAUCCCACAACUGAGGUCUAUUAG
Sardina pilchardus (European sardine) is the source of this 1614-nucleotide messenger RNA. It is a transcript of the gene lrit2, whose product is annotated as leucine-rich repeat, immunoglobulin-like and transmembrane domains 2. Gene Ontology annotation, molecular function: protein binding. The record is from RefSeq and is a predicted model, not a curated record. Bases 61 to 1614 code for a protein of 517 amino acids. The transcript is spliced from 3 exons. NCBI's taxonomy places the organism in Eukaryota, Metazoa, Chordata, Actinopteri, Clupeiformes, Clupeidae.